UCGCGAUUCAAUCACAAGUAUUCCUCCACCAAGAUGCCAAGCAGCAAAGGCAAACCCACUGAUCCUGAGCUUCGCGAGCAGCUCAAAGAAGAGAUCAAACAAGAACCCAACAAGUCGGGCGGCGGCGUCGGCCAAUGGUCGGCAUGGAAGGGUAUGAAGCUUGCCAAAGAGUACGAGGCACAAGGAGGAGAUUACGAGAACGAGGCGGGCAGCAAGAACGAACCAAAAAAGGGGGCACCAAAGGCCAAGAGUGCAAAGACCAAAAGGGAGGAGGAAAGGGCGCAAGAGUCUGAGCCUUCUGAGGAGGAGUGA
Neurospora tetrasperma FGSC 2508 is the source of this 312-nucleotide messenger RNA. RefSeq lists its product as uncharacterized. The coding region runs from base 34 to 312 and encodes 92 amino acids. The record is from RefSeq and is a predicted model, not a curated record. The transcript is spliced from 2 exons. Lineage: Eukaryota; Fungi; Ascomycota; Sordariomycetes; Sordariales; Sordariaceae.